This is a messenger RNA of Cryphonectria parasitica EP155, 1497 nucleotides long. RefSeq lists its product as uncharacterized. NCBI's taxonomy places the organism in Eukaryota, Fungi, Ascomycota, Sordariomycetes, Diaporthales, Cryphonectriaceae. Gene Ontology annotation, molecular function: structural constituent of ribosome; RNA binding. Gene Ontology annotation, cellular component: ribosome. The record is from RefSeq and is a predicted model, not a curated record. Gene Ontology annotation, biological process: translation. The coding region runs from base 1 to 1497 and encodes 498 amino acids. The transcript has 3 exons.
AUGAGUGUGGCAACACCAGCUGCCAGUCGCCUACUCUGCAGGUCGCUGGCAGCCAACUCGGCCAAGACCUCGAGCCGCGCACUCGCCGCUUCAAGAGCAGCAGCAGCACCAUCGUCACCUUCACCAUGCCACUACCACCACCAACAGCGGCACCAGCUCCAUACAACCACGCCGCUCGCCGGCCGCAGAAAGCGCUCGCCUUUUCGAAAUGUGAAGGCUGAGAAGAUGGGCCUGCUGGACCCGGAGCGGCCCGAGGUGAUGCAGAACUUCAAGAACAACAUCUCGGCCGACUACGACGACGCGGACCUCGAGGCGCUGCGCAAGCGGUACACCCCCGAGCAGCUCGAGGCGCUGCAGAUUGGCGAGCAUGCUGUGUCGGCCGAGGACCUCGUGGUCCAGGGCCGGCUGCGCAAUGACCCCUACCGCAUGAUGUACCACGACGACUUCGCGACGGUGCGGCCGCACGUGGACAAGCGAGUGCGGAGCGGCAAAGCCGUGGACACGUCGGCGCGCUUCAUGACGCCGGACGAGUUUGGGGAUGACUUUCUUGACAAGAUGCUGAGCAAGGGCGACGGCAAGCCGCCUACGAAGCGCGAGCUGAUCGAGUCCAUGGACCGGAUCAUUGGCGCCCCCGAGAUGCCGAACCUUGCUGAGCUUGUGAAGGGGAGGAAUGCGGGUGAGAAGGACCAGGUGGAAUUUGAAGAGGAGGGGACGGCUUCUGAGGACGGAGGGCUCAGCGAGGCGGACAUCAAGGCGGGCGCCAUGACGGAGCUGACGACGUACAAGUACCUGAUGGAGCGCAACUCGAUGACAGGUUUCGACGGCGGCAUCAACGACACGGCGCUCGCGCCUGAGCUGCCCGAGAAGAUCCCCGGCGUGGCUGGCCUGUACAAACAGCAGAUGGACGAGUCGGACGCGAUGCUUGACCCUGAGGGCAAGUAUCAGGAGCUCAAGAGGCAGACGGGCAUGAGCACCAAGGAGAUCAUCAACAUCUUCAACAGGCACUGCAAGAUCCUCGUCCGGCGGUACGUCUCCAACCAGACGCGUCUGGGCAAGAUCCGCAGCUCCUACGUGCUCGCCAUCGCGGGCAACGAGAACGGCCGGCUGGGUAUGGGCGAGGCCAAGUCGGUCGAGACCGAGACGGCGACGCAAAAGGCCAAGUUGCUGGCCAUCCGGAACAUGCAGCCUAUCCGGAGAUAUGAGGACAGGACCAUCUAUGGCAAUGUCGCAGGCAAAGUCGGUGCCACUGUUGUCAACCUCUAUGCGCGGCCACCUGGAUUCGGUCUUCGCGUUUCCCACCGGUUCUUCGAAAUGGCUCGAGCUGCAGGCAUUUCGGAUCUGGCAGCAAAGAUGCCCCGGUCCCGCAACCCCAUGAACUCUGUCAAGGCCUGUUUCCAGGCCCUGACCAACCAGCCAGAUCCCGAGCAGAUUGCCCGCGGCAGAGGCAGAAAGCUCGUCGAUGCGAGAAAGGUGUACUAUGGUGGUGCCGUACAUUAA